AUGCAUACUCGGCCAAACACUCCGCCGCAGCUUACUACCCCUCUGACUGCCGCCCUCCCCGAAUCGACGAGACCCCUUGCAGGCCAGUCUAGUGGAAAGCGGACUCUGACGGAAGUGAUGGAGCAUGAUAUGGCGUGCAAGAAGCAGAAAUGCAAGGAACACGACUCGUUGAGCACAUCGACUCGUAAUGCGCCGCAGGGCACUAGUUCUAGGUUCUUCGCUGGACCAUCUUCGCCCAAACCGGGCAAAGGUUUACAACGCCAUAUUACGCAUGAUCCUUUGGGUACAGAGUCCGUCGCCGGACCGUCCGGCUCAUCGCAACUGGGCAAGAACAAAGAGAAUAUUCCCUGUCUGCCAUCCGAGGACGAGGGCGAGGAGAGCGAGACAUCGAUGGAGGAAGCUGCGGACCCUGUUACGCAGGAAGACGGCUACAUGUCACCAUCUCCUUCCUUCGCGAGGUGGGACUCGCCCGAGCUAUCGUCGCCCGUGCGGCCGCGAACCCGCCGCGCAGUUCCUUCGGAACCGACACAAGACCUGGAUGAAUGCAAGAACAACUUCGACGAGUUCGAUGCAGAGGUGCUUUCCAGCCCUGGCGAGGCGGCCCAAAAGCGACAUCGCGCAAGGGGCGUCGGCAGAGUAAGCGCAUCCCCAUCUUCAUUUCACUCAGCCGGGAAUGUUCUCGUGCACGGCACCCCUACGCCCAGUAAGAAGACGCGCAGGCGUGCAGACAGCCCCGCCCGCCACGGGCCUGAUCUUCGCGAUAUCUUCGAGAACUGGAGCGAGGGCACGAGCGACAUCGAUGAAGAGGAUUAUGAAGACUCGAUGGGGACGGUGGCGUCCUCGAGCGAACCGGUGACGCCUGAUAAUUCGAGUCAGCGUGUUGUCAGCGUGCCUGCAGACGACGGGCACGAUGAGGCGACCGAUGAUGAUAUCGAAGAGUCUAAGAGGCAAGCUUCAGCAACGAAGAAUGACCGAAUAGCAAACGGCUGGUGGGAACGUUGGGCAUGCGCAGGGGUGAUCACCAGAAACAAGCAAUCGGUAUGUUUAAGCGUUGUGCAUGUGUUUAGAGCGUGA
Messenger RNA from Phanerochaete carnosa HHB-10118-sp, 1074 nucleotides. RefSeq lists its product as uncharacterized. Lineage: Eukaryota; Fungi; Basidiomycota; Agaricomycetes; Polyporales; Phanerochaetaceae. The record is from RefSeq and is a predicted model, not a curated record. The transcript has a single exon. Bases 1 to 1074 code for a protein of 357 amino acids.